AUGAGCAAUCCCGCCAAGACCGAAACGCGGCAAGAAGACGUGCUCAGUGCCGAGCCCUCGUCCAAAUCCGCACAGAAAAAAGCAGCUAAGCUUGCGGAGAAGCAGGCGAAAAGCUCGGCAAAGAAUGCGUUGAAAUCAGAAAAAAGCGCUCCUCCCCCAAGCACCGCCAAGAAGGAAAAGGUCAAGAAAGCCGUCAAGGAGGAGCCUGCAUGGCACGACCCGACCGCCCCUGGCGACAUGAAAGACCUCUCUGCACCUAUGGAGUCUGGAUACAACCCGAUGCAUGUCGAGUCGUCCUGGUACGCAUGGUGGGAAAAGAUGGGUUUUUUCCAGCCGCAGCCCGUCACGGAAGAGCACCCUUACGAUCCAAGCAACACGUUUGUCGUACCGAUCCCUCCUCCGAACGUAACAGGCGUGCUGCACAUUGGUCACGCCCUCACAAUUUCGAUCCAAGACUCGCUUGUGCGCUUCUACCGCAUGCGUGGCUUCCGGACGCUCUAUGUCCCUGGCUACGACCAUGCGGGCAUCUCGACCCAAAGUGUCGUCGAGAAACGCCUUGCAAAGUUAGAAGGGAAAACGCGCUACGACUACGGUCGGGAGAACUUCCUUGAAAAGGUCUUUUUGUGGAAGGACGAGUACCAAGGGCGGAUCGCGAACCAGAUGCGCCGUCUCGGCGCGAGCCUCGACUUUUCUCGGCAGGUCUUUACCAUGGACGAUGUGCGCUCGCGUGCAGUCACGGAAAACUUUUGCAAGAUGUUUGAGGACGGCAUCCUCUACCGCGAGAACCGUUUGGUGAAUUGGUGCACUGCGCUGAAUACCACCCUCUCUAACCUUGAAGUCGAGCAGAAGCAGAUCAACGGGCGCACACUCAUGCAUGUGCCUGGCUACCCAGCCAACGAGCGCGUCGAGUUUGGCGUGAUAACCUCGUUUGCCUACCCCAUCGUCGGCAGCGACGAGCGAAUCAUUGUCGCGACCACACGUCCAGAAACGAUUUUGGGCGACACGGCUGUCGCCGUCCACCCCGACGACGAGCGCUACAAAAAGUACCAUGGCAAGAUGCUCCAGCAUCCCUUUUUGCGCGACCGCGAGAUCCCCGUCGUGGCCGACAGCAUUGCCGUUGACAUGGCGUUUGGCACCGGCGCAGUCAAAAUUACUCCCGCGCACGAUCCCAACGAUUACGAAGUCGGCAAGCGCCACGCGCUCCCCUUUAUCAACAUUCUCAACGACGACGGCACGCUGAACGCCAAUGCAGGCGAGUUCGCCGGGAUGAAGCGCUUCAGUGCGCGCCGCGCCGUGGUCCAAGCGCUAAAAGACCGCGGCUAUUACGUCGAGACCAACGACAACCCCAUGGUCAUUCCCCUCUGCUCUCGCUCUGGCGAUGUGAUUGAGCCGGUAAUGAAGCCGCAGUGGUGGGUGCGCUGUGCGCCGCUCGCCAACGCGGCCGUGGCCAAAGUCCAAGCGGAGGAUAUGAAGAUCGAGCCGCCCCAGAGCAAGCGCGAGUUUUUCCGGUGGAUGGAGAAUAUCCAAGAUUGGUGUGUAAGCCGGCAGCUCUGGUGGGGCCACCGAUGCCCCGCAUACUUUGUGAACAUGGACGGCGUCGAGCAGGAUGUUGGCGAAAGCAAAUGGUGGGUUGUGGGCCGCACACAGGACGAAGCCCAAAACCGCGCCACGGCCCUGGCACAAGGCCGUGCGUUCAAAUUGGAGCAGGACGAGGAUGUGCUUGAUACGUGGUUCUCUUCCGCCCUCUGGCCCUUUAGCAUUUUUGGCUGGCCGGAAAAAACGCAAGACUUGCGCGAUUUUUACCCCACCUCGCUGCUCGAGACUGGCUGGGAUAUACUCUUUUUCUGGGUCGCACGCAUGAUCAUGCUCGGUGUUUACCACACGGGCGAGCUUCCUUUCAAGGAGGUGUUUUGUCACGCCAUGGUCCGCGACGCGCACGGCCGCAAGAUGAGCAAGAGUCUGGGCAAUGUCAUCGACCCGAUCGACGUGAUCGAGGGCAUCUCGCUGCAAGGCCUCCAAGGGCGUUUGCGCGAGGGCAACUUGGACGAAAAAGAAAUGCAGAAAGCGGAGCAGGGCCAGAAGAAAGAUUAUCCCAAAGGCAUUCCCCAGUGCGGCACAGAUGCACUGCGGUUCACUCUUUGUGCCUACACGGCCGCUGGCCGCGAUAUCAACCUGGACAUUAUGCGUGUCGAAGGCUACCGCAAGUUUUGCAACAAGCUCUGGAAUGCGACGCGAUUCGCACUGCUCAAGCUGCAGAAUGAAUUCGCACCGCUUCCUUUGGUGGAAGAAGAUGCAUUUGUUCCGCAAAGUCUUGUGGAAAAGUGGAUUCUGUACCGUUUGAACAACACGGCGAAGCAAGUCACGGAGGAUAUGGAGUGCCGUUCGUUUAUGGGCGCGACAAACGCCGUAUACAACUACUGGCUGUAUGAUUUGUGCGAUGUGUACAUCGAAGCGAUCAAGCCCAUCACCGAACCAGAUGCAGAUCCAGCCGCGCGCCUCUCGGCGCAGCGGACGUUGUAUGCGUGCCUGGACGGCGGCCUGCGCCUCUUGCAUCCAUUCAUGCCCUUUGUCACCGAGGAGCUCUGGCACCGUUUGCCCACAAGGCCCGACGAAAAAGCCCAGAGCAUUUCUCUCGCGCGCUUUCCCAUCUGGACCGCUGCGCACGAUUUCCAACGCGCGGCAAGUGAGUUUGACGAGGUCUUUGCCGUGGUCCGUGCGGCGCGUGGUCUUGCUGCCGAUUACGGGCUUACCUCCAAGGUCCAAGUGUUUAUCGAGGCGAGUACUGAAGCUACGCGCGCCAUGCUUGACACGCAAAAGAGUAUCGUGCACACGCUCACGAAAGGGUGCGAGUCGGUUGUCGUGGUCGAUAGUGUUGGCCAUGUACCGGCGGGAUGUGUUGUUGCGUCUGUCUCUGCGACGAUCCAAGUGCAUGUUCUUGUACGGGGUCUCGUGGAAGUGGACGUGGAGCUGAGCAAGCUCGCCAAGAAGCUCAACCUCACUGAUACACAGCUGCAGCGGACCAAGGCACUCACAGAAAAACCUGAUUGGUCCAAGACACCCGAGGAUGUGCGUACGAGCACGCAACAGCGGCUGGACGACUUGCAAGCCGAGCGCAGCGCGCUGCUCCAAGCGCAGGACAAAUUUGCGUCGCUGCGCGCAACCUAA
Molecule: messenger RNA, 3165 nt
Organism: Malassezia vespertilionis
Lineage: Eukaryota; Fungi; Basidiomycota; Malasseziomycetes; Malasseziales; Malasseziaceae
Gene: VAS1
Product: valine--tRNA ligase
Exons: 1
Coding region: 1-3165 (1054 amino acids)
Biological process (GO): valyl-tRNA aminoacylation
Cellular component (GO): cytosol
Molecular function (GO): valine-tRNA ligase activity; ATP binding; aminoacyl-tRNA deacylase activity
Source: RefSeq, a predicted model, not a curated record